Molecule: messenger RNA, 2538 nt
Organism: Salarias fasciatus (jewelled blenny)
Lineage: Eukaryota; Metazoa; Chordata; Actinopteri; Blenniiformes; Blenniidae
Product: eukaryotic translation initiation factor 4 gamma 3-like
Exons: 4
Coding region: 1-2538 (845 amino acids)
Cellular component (GO): eukaryotic translation initiation factor 4F complex
Molecular function (GO): protein binding; translation initiation factor activity; mRNA binding
Source: RefSeq, a predicted model, not a curated record
AUGACUUCCCCAGAGACGAACCAGGACUGCAACCCACAGCCCAAGGAAACUGGGGUUCAAGCUAUCUGCUUGAAGGAUGGUGAACUCAAUAAGUGCAACAACGCUUGGAGACCCAGAAUGAAGAGGAGCUCUCCUGCGAAGGACCCAGAAAUGCUGCAAACGGAGGGCCUCCUGCGGAACAUGCGGGCCAUCUUGAAUAAACUGACUCCGGAGAGGUUCAACCGGCUGGUGGAGCAGGUGCUGGAGCUGAACAUCGACUCCGAGGAGAGGCUGAACGGUGUCGUGGACCUGGUCUUUGAGAAGGCCAUUGACGAGCCCAGCUUCUCCGUCAUGUACGGCCAGCUGUGCCACCGCCUCGCCCACUUGAAGGUGCAGAUGGCCGAGAAAGCCGGCAGCCCCGUGACCUUCCGCAGGCUGCUGCUUAACCGCUGCCAGAAGGAGUUUGAUGUGGAGAGAAGUGACGAUGUGGUGGUUCAGAGGAAGCAGGCGAAGCUGGACUCUUCUUCUUCCACCACAGAGCGUGAGCAGCUUCAGGAGGAGCUGGAGGAUGUGAAGAACAAGGCUCGGAGGCGCUCAGUCGGACUCGUCAAGCUCAUUGGGGAACUCUUCAAGUUGAAGAUGUUGACGGCGGCCAUUAUUUUCAGCUGUAUCUUCCAGCUGUUAAAGAAGCAGGAUGAGGUCUCGCUGCAGCAGCUGUGCACGCUGCUCACGACUGUCGGCAAAGAGCUCAACACUAAUGGAGCCAAGCCAAAAAUGGAUCAGAUGUUCAACCAGAUAACAAAACUGAUCGAGGAGUGCCAGACAUCAACACAAAUCCGCUUCAUGCUGCAGGACGUGGUGGCAUUAAAAGAGAAAAACUGGGUUCCUCGGAAGGCCGACCAGGGCCCAAAGACCAUCCUCCAGGUCCACAAAGAGGCUGAGAUGGAGCAACAGGAGGAGCAGCUCAAAAUCAUGAAGCAGCUGUUCUCCAACAAUGACUGGAGACAAGCAGGAACCUCGGUCACUUCUCAGGACCGGCACGAAGAAACCAGUUCCACUGCUCCCACCAGGCUCUUCAUCCCUCGUGAGACCCCCAGGAUUUCAAAGUGGCCACAGUUGGAUGAGGAGAUCCAGCUGCGCCCACAGGGUCUGGCGUCAUGGGCACAGGGAUGUCGUGGAUGGACUCCAGCUGCCAACUCUGAAACAAGAGUUUCCAAGACCGCCUGCCCCAAACCAAACUCUGUGCUGCAGUCUGCGCCUUUGUCUCGGCUCUCCACUCCCCCCACAAGACCCAGACAUGUCAGUGCUGGAAAGAACACAGAUAUGAAGCAGAGACACAGUGAGACCAGCGAGAUAGAGCGAAACUGGGUUGAGCCAAUGAAAGCGGUGGAACCAGUGGAGCCAUUGAAACCAGUGGAGCAGGUGGAGCAGGUGGGACCGAUGGAGACUGUUCAGCCAGUUCAACAGGUGGAACAGGUGAAGCAGGUGGAACCAGUGGAGCCCAUUCAGCCAGUGGAACAGGUGGAACAGGUGGAGCAGGUUGAACCGCUGGAGCCUGUUCAGCCAGUGGAACUGGUGGAACAGGUGGAGCAGGUGGAACUGCUGGAGCCCGUUCAGCCAGUGGAACUGGUGGAACAGGUGGAGCAGGUGGAACCGCUGGAACCCGUUCAGCCAGUGGAACAGGUGAAGCUGGCGGAACCACUGAAGCCCGUUCAGCCAGUGGAACUGGUGGAGCCGCAAGUGGAACAGGUGGAACAGGUGGAGCUGGUGGAACCAGUGGCGCCUGUGGAGCCCGUACAGCCAGUGGAACAGGUGGAGCAGGUGGAGCUGGUGGAACCAGUGGCGCCUGUGGAGCCCGUACAGCCAGUGGAACAGGUGGAGCAGGUGGAACCAGUGGAGCCUGUUCAUCAAGUGGAACAGCAAGUGGAACAGGUGGAGCAGGUGGAACCGCUGGAGCCUGUUCAGCAAGUGGAACAGGUGGAGCUGGUGGAACCACCGAAGCCCGUUCAGCCAGUGGAACAGGUGGAACGGGUGGAGCUGGUGGAACCAGUGGAGCCUGUUCAGUCAGUGGAGCAGGUGGAGCCGGUGCAACCAAUGGCGCCAGUGGAGCUGGUGGAGGCCGCAGAGCCUUUAGAGCCGGUGUGUUUCUCUCUUUUUCAGGCCACCGUGGAAGAAUGUCAGCUGAACUCGUCCUCCUUCAUGGGAGCUGUGGUGAAGGCAGUGCAUCAGCCCGCAGUGAACGAUAUUGAGGCCAGCUGUCUCGUGGACACAGUCGUCCUAAAGAAGAGCUUGCCACUCCUACGAAAAUACCUGGAGUCCGACGAUGAGCGACAGCUGCAGGCACUUUAUGCCCUUCAGGCUCUGAACGAGUCCCUUGGUCACCCUAGAAACUUCCUGCGGAUGUUGUUCGAUUUCUUCUACGACUGGAGACUGAUCUCAGCUGCCACGUUCUGCAAGUGGCAGAUGAGCAGAGACGAUGCCGAGCAGAAGGGAAAAGCCAAGGCCAUCGAGUCCACCAUGCCCUUCUUCACCUUCCUGCGGGUGUGUGAGGGACUCUGA